AUGACAGUUUCUUUAACGGACGAUAAGGCAAAAUCUAUACAAGACACUUGUAACAAAAUCAUUGCAUCGCAAAGUCUAACAAUUAGGCAAUUAGCGCAACUGAUAGGAAAACUCGUGGCAAGUGAGCAAGGAGUCCAAUUCGCACCUCUGUAUUACAAGUCAUUAGAAAUAGAGAAAGAUAGACUUCUAAAACAAAACGUUGGAAACUAUGAAGCUCGUAUUUCACUCUCGCCAGAUGCCCUAAUUAACCUACAAUGGUGGAUUAAUAAUGUGAAUAAUUAUCCUCGAAAAAUAAUUCAUGAUAACCCCCUCGUUACGAUAAAAACUGACAGCUCGGGGAAUGGCUGGGGCGCUAUCAAUGAAAACAGCGGGGAGUGCAUUCAGGGAUUAUGGGAUGACCACGAUAAGGAAGCUCAUAUAAAUUUCCUGGAACUGAAAGCAGCUUAUCUCGCUUUGACACGCAUGUGCAAACACUUGAAAGACUGUCAUGUAAAACUGUAUUUAGAUAACACUGUCGCUGUUACAUAUAUUAAUAAAAUGGGAGGAAAAAUUGAAACCCUAAAUGAAUUAACAAAACAAUUUUGGGAAUUUUGUAUAAAAAGAAAUAUUUGGGUAACGGCAUGUCAUAUAGCAGGUGUAGAAAAUGUAGAAGCUGAUUACCUUUCACGAAACUUUAAUCCUGAUAUGGAAUGGAUGCUUGAUCCAGAGAUUUUUGACGAGAUUACAAGACUAUACGGGAAUUGUGACAUAGAUUUAUUUGCAUCCCGAUACAAUAGACAAAUUUCUCCAUAUGUGUCAUAUGCUCCUGAUAGACAUGCAAUAGCGAUAGAUGCUUUUACAAUUUCAUGGAGUGAAUUAAAAUGUUACAUUUUCUGUCCUUUCUGUAUUCUCAGCAGGGUACUGCAGAAAAUAUUGAUAGAGAAUGUGGAAGCAGUCAUUGUAGCCCCGAUAUGGCCGACGCAACCCUGGUUUCCAAAGUUACUACAGCUGAUAACAGCGAACAGCUAUUUAUUACCGAACAAUCAGCAACUUCUGAGGCUACCGAACAAUCCAGACAAAUUACAUCCGAUACCCAAGAUGAGACUGGGUGUUUUUCGUGUGUCCGGAAAUCGCUCCAGAACCGAGGCUUAUCGCAGGACACUAUCGACGUACUCCUCUCCUCGUGGAGGGAAUCCACAAAGAAACAAUAUUGGACAUAUCACCAAAAAUGGAUGUUAUUUUUAUGAAUCACGUGGUAAGCUUAUCAUCUCAUUUGAUCCCUCUGCACCCCCAAUUGGUCGAAGAAAUUCCAGUCAAACUUCACCUUCCAGAGGGAUAAAGCUCCUCCCAGUUAUAAAGAAAAUAAAAGGAGGGAAACCAGAUGCAUUAAAGGGAUUUGCUAGAGUCUCUAAGGAAAAGAAAACAGAGAGUUUGGAGUUCGAGGAAAUCGAGAUGCAAGUAAACAGUAUCACAGGAAAAAGUAUGACAGAGUUGUUGGAACCGGCAG
Molecule: messenger RNA, 1486 nt
Organism: Saccostrea cuccullata (small rock oyster)
Lineage: Eukaryota; Metazoa; Mollusca; Bivalvia; Ostreida; Ostreidae
Exons: 3
Molecular function (GO): nucleic acid binding
Source: RefSeq, a predicted model, not a curated record